AUGACUACUUUGGAUGAUAAACUGCUUGGUGAGAAGCUCCAGUAUUAUUACAGCAGUAGUGAGGGUGAGGAUGAAGACAGCGAGAAAGAAGAUAAAGAAGGGGAGAGCACCAUUCCUGAAAGCGUUGGGGAAGUAGACCUUAGCAGUGAUGGCAGUGCAGUCAACACAGGUCCCAAAGGAGUCAUUAAUGACUGGCGAAGAUUUAAACAACUGGAAACUGAACAGCGGCAGGAGCAGCGUAGAGAAAUGGAACGACUCAUUAAAAAGUUAUCUAUGUCGUGUAGAUCUCACUUAGAUGAAGAGACUGACAAGCAGAAGCAGAAAGAGCUUCAGGAAAAAAUCAAUGGAAAGAUGACAUUACAAGAAUAUAACAUGAUUCACAAUGAUGAAGAUGAUGAGGAGUUUUUACAGCGAUACAGGAAGCAGCGAAUGGAGGAGAUGAGACAGCAGUUGUACAGUGGGCAGCAAUUUAAACAAGUUUUUGAGAUUACCAGUGGAGAAGCGUUUUUGGACACAGUUGAUAAAGAGCAUAAGAGCACACUGAUCAUGAUCCAUAUUUAUGAAGAUGAUAUCCCUGGCACCGAAUCCCUGAACGGCUGUAUGAUCUGCCUGGCUGCUGAGUAUCCAACAGUUAAAUUUUGCAGAGUAAAGAGUUCGCUCAUUGGUGCUAGCACUCGCUUUACUAAUAAUGCUCUGCCAGCUUUGCUGAUCUAUAAGGCAGGUGAGCUCAUCGGCAAUUUUGUACGAAUCACUGACCAGCUUGGAGAAGAUUUUUUUGCUGUAGACCUGGAGGCUUUUCUGCAGGAAUGUGGUUUGCUUCCAGAAAAAGACCUAGUCCUCCUGACUUCUAUACGUAAUCCAUCUGCAUGUUACAGUGAAGACAGUGAUCUGGAAAUAGACUGAACCACUUAUACCAAGGGCCAGUAGGUGUAGUUGUACUGUGGGAUGUUCCUGUGCUAGGGAUUGUUCUCUCUGUCCUGUAGUGUGGGUAUGUGUUACUCGCCUUCAUGCACUUUUGACUUUUGCUUGUUAAAAAAUAACAUAAGGAAUUCAUAA
Cariama cristata (Red-legged seriema) is the source of this 1056-nucleotide messenger RNA. RefSeq names its product phosducin-like (gene PDCL). The record is from RefSeq and is a predicted model, not a curated record. Bases 1 to 903 code for a protein of 300 amino acids. Gene Ontology annotation, biological process: regulation of G protein-coupled receptor signaling pathway. Lineage: Eukaryota; Metazoa; Chordata; Aves; Cariamiformes; Cariamidae. The transcript is spliced from 3 exons.